Messenger RNA from Salarias fasciatus (jewelled blenny), 2236 nucleotides. RefSeq names its product tetratricopeptide repeat protein 39A. Gene Ontology annotation, molecular function: protein binding. The coding region runs from base 240 to 1949 and encodes 569 amino acids. Lineage: Eukaryota; Metazoa; Chordata; Actinopteri; Blenniiformes; Blenniidae. The record is from RefSeq and is a predicted model, not a curated record. The transcript is spliced from 17 exons.
GAAGUGUGUGAUCCGCACAGAUGAGCGCGUGCCUUCACAUCUGGAACAGCUUUUUUUUAUUUUUAAAAGAGAGAGAGAGAGAGAGAGACAGAGAGAGGCGGGAGGAAUAAGCGUCUGUGGGCAUUGAUGCCCACCUCCACGUGCACGUGCACACACCGGCCGCUCUGACCGCGCGGACAGGACCGUGAACGCGUCUUGGUUUCCUGCCCGCAGCUCCUAACAGGUGUUGGAGACUAAUCAUGUCCAAUGGGAAGGACGGGACUGCCGAGGACAACAAGUGCGGCGGCUCCUCGGAGGUGGCGAGCCUGAAGGAGUGCCUGGACGAGUGCAUGGAGGCGCUGGAUCUCUUCCUUAACAACCACUUCAACGAGAGCCUGGAGAGGCUGCGGCCAAGGGUGAACGAGAGCAUGUACCAUGCACUCAUCUACGCCACGGUGCUGGAAAUGCAGGCCAUGAUGACUUUCCAGCACGAAGACCUCAGCAACGCAGGGAACACCAUGAAGAGUGCUCAGGAGGUCUGCCAGAGGUUUCGACGGAAAUCUCCGGGUUUGACCAACAAGUCAAUAGGAGAGUCGUUCUCUGAAGUGCAGCUUCAUGCAGAAGUGUGUUUUGCAGAGUGCCAGCUGCAGAGAGCUGCUCUCACCUUCCUCCAGGAUGAGAACAUGGUGAGUUUUAUCAAAGGAGGAAUUAAAGUACGAAACAGCUACAUGAUUUACAAAGAGGUGCAUUCCUUCAUCAAGUCUUACAACUGCGUGAAAGGGCCGAGCCACGUUCACUUAGAGGGGGGGAUGUCGUUCGGAGUGGGAGCUUUUAAUCUGACCCUCUCUCUUUUUCCACCCCGGAUACUCAAACUUCUGGAGUUCGCAGGCUUCUCUGGAGACAAGGAUCUGGGCCUGGCUCUGCUGCGUGACGGCGCGACGGGGACCAACCUGCGCUCCAUGCUGUGCGCCCUGCUGCUGCUCUGCUACUACACCUUCCUCACGUUCUUACUCGGUACGGGCGAAGGAGAGGUGGCAGAGGCUGAAACCCUCCUGAAGCCUUUCCAGCUCCGCUACCCGCAGGGAGCGAUAUUCCUCUUCUUCGCCGGCAGAAUCGAGGAGAUCAAAGGGAACAUCGACAAGGCGGUGGCGCUCUUCGACGACGGCUGCAAGGCGCAGCAGACGUGGAAGCAGUUCCACCACAUGUGCUACUGGGAGCUGAUGUGGUGCUUCACCUACAAGCGCGAGUGGAAGAUGGCGUACUUCUACGCCGACCUGCUGAGCCAGGAGAGCCGCUGGUCCAAGGCCAUGUACAUGUACAUGAAGGCUGCGUACCUCAGCAUGCUGCCGCAGGACGAGGCCAGGCCGUUCGGGGAGGACGAAGUCGAGCUCUUCAGACGAGUGCCCACCCUGAAACAGAAGAUCGCCGGGAAGUCUCCACCGACGGAGAAGUUCGCAAUCCGGAAAGCCAGAAGAUACAAGUCUCCUCAACCCGUCCGGCUCCCCGUCCCAGUGCUGGAGAUGAUGUACAUAUGGAACGGCUUCAGCAUGAUCAAGAAGCAGCCUCAGCUGACUGAAGGGAUGCUGCAGACUCUGUCGGAGGCCGAGCGUCGGAUCCUGGAGGCUCCAGAGAACGAGUACACGCUGGACGACUGCUGCGUGAUCCACAUGCUGAAGGGCCUGUGCCUGAAGAACCAGGGCCUGCUGCGGGACGCCGAGGACCACUUCAUCAAAGUCUGCGCAAAUGAGAAGAAGAUCCGCUUCGAUGACUACCUGGUGCCCAACUGUCUGGUGGAGCUCAGUCUGCUCUACGUCGACCAGGGCCGGAGGGAGGAGGCCAUCAAACUGCUGCGCAAGGCCAAACACAACUACAAAGACUACUCCAUGGAGUCGCGCACACAGUUCCGGGUUCACGCCGCUCUGUCCAAGCUGAAAGCGGAGCCCGGCGAGGAGGACGACGCCCCGCUGUAGGAGGUCCGUCUUCUCCGGUUCCACUCAGGACUCCUCGGUUUAAAGUCUGACUUCCAGCUGAGGGAGCGCAGACUUCAAGAAAAUUCUUCCAUAAACACUAAAUAUUUGAAAAGAAUAUCUAAUGUAAUUCCUUUUAGGACUUUAAAAUAAGAUUUAUUAGACGGAUGUUUGUAGUAUUUCAUGUGUAACUGAUGGAAAACUUCUUGAUUUACUGUUGUGGGUUUUGCUGAAGAAAACGGUUGUGAUGUAUUUUUUCAUAAAUAAAUUAAACUUCUGAAACACCUUCA